This is a messenger RNA of Polyodon spathula (Mississippi paddlefish), 4184 nucleotides long. RefSeq names its product LIM/homeobox protein Lhx2-like. Gene Ontology annotation, biological process: neuron differentiation; regulation of transcription by RNA polymerase II. NCBI's taxonomy places the organism in Eukaryota, Metazoa, Chordata, Actinopteri, Acipenseriformes, Polyodontidae. The coding region runs from base 845 to 2137 and encodes 430 amino acids. The record is from RefSeq and is a predicted model, not a curated record. The transcript is spliced from 5 exons. Gene Ontology annotation, cellular component: nucleus. Gene Ontology annotation, molecular function: RNA polymerase II transcription regulatory region sequence-specific DNA binding; DNA-binding transcription factor activity, RNA polymerase II-specific.
GAGGCAGCAGGCAAUGUCUUGAAGGGGAUUAUCCAUACUGAAUGUAUAGAACCCCUCCUUCCCAAUUACUCACACACAGCUCCGCUGGCAGGAGGAAAAACCUCUUUGAAAACAACAGCUCCUUAGAGGUCCGCAGCCUAAGCAUCCAAAUACUGAUUAUUUUUCGUUUUUUUUUAUUUUUUAUUCAUUGGGUAAAGCAGUAAGACAGUUACAGCUGUGAGUAAUUUCACUGAGAUGCAGUGCUGUACUUCAUUCGACUUUCUUUUUAAUUACUAGUAUUUUUUUUUCUAUGGUUUUCGGUUGCCAUAAUUAGAAUGCCUUUCUGAGACUGGUUGCACGGUUGAACACAAUUCUAGGGACCGUUUUUCUGUAGGCUACUUUUCAGUGCGAGGUUUUAACAGGCACAGGCUGCUUCGGUACGUUUUGAUACGUUGCAGAAACAACAACAAAAAACAAACAAACAAACAAAACAUGAUCUGAUGAACAAGGUGGAUGAUUCUGAAGAGAUCAGAAACUGUAAUCACCGUAUAAUCGCUCAAAACAGCUGGAAUCAGUUGCCAUUGCUGGCAUCGAUUUUUUACAAGACUCUUCCAACACUUUUUUUUUCAAGAAGCAAUAUGAAGAACAUAAGUUUAUGCAGAUACUAAAAAAACUCAAACAUAAAAGCAUUUGCGAUUGCAAUUGACUAAUGUAUUUGAAUGAGUAGUUGAUGCAGGUUACAGAAUUUUCUUCACGCGUUUUUUUUGUAUUAUUUUGUAUUAUUUAAUGUGUCCUGACUUACUGAGUGGCUCGGGAUUCAGAACUAAAGGAAGAUACACACGAGACAGGGUUGGCUCUGAUAUAAAUGCACGGGUUAGGUUUGCGGCUGAUGGAAGUUUUGCGUUGCAGAUCUGACGAAAACACGUGUAAUUUCCACGCUUCAGCAGCCGCAGCUAUGCUUUUCCACGGCCUCUCCGGGGGCGAAAUGCACGGAGUCAUUGAUGACCUGGACCGGCGAGUGAAAAGCGACUCUGCGACGAUCAGUUCCGCUAUUGACAUGGGAGAAACCGAAACGAAUAUGCCCUCUAUAAGUACCGACCGGGUCGCCCUGUGUGCGGGAUGUGGGGGGAAGAUCUCAGACCGUUAUUAUCUGCUCGCUGUAGAUAAGCAGUGGCACAUGCGCUGUUUGAAGUGUUGUGAAUGUAAACUCAACCUGGAGUCUGAGCUCACCUGCUUCAGCAAGGACGGCAGCAUUUACUGCAAAGAGGACUAUUAUAGGAGGUUUUCGGUGCAAAGGUGUGCCAGAUGCCAUCUUGGAAUUUCCGCCUCGGAGAUGGUGAUGCGCGCGCGCGAUGUGGUGUACCACUUGAACUGCUUCACCUGUACCACCUGCAACAAGAUGCUGACCACCGGGGAUCACUUUGGCAUGAAGGACAACUUAGUUUACUGUCGGCUUCACUUUGAGAGCCUCAUUCAGGGGGAAUAUCAAGCUCAUUUCAACCACUCGGAUAUAGCUUCUAACAAGAGUGGAGGCCUUGGGACUGGGACUGGCAACACCAUCGGGCUGCCUUAUUACAAUGGCGUGGGCACUGUCCAAAAAGGACGACCGAGGAAACGAAAGAGCCCGGGACCCGGAGCUGAUUUAGCGGCAUACAACGCAGCUCUGAGCUGCAACGAGAACGAUGGGGAUCAUUUGGACAGAGAUUCACAAUACACCUCUAAUCAGAAGACAAAGCGCAUGAGGACGUCUUUUAAGCACCACCAACUGCGCACCAUGAAGUCUUACUUUGCCAUUAACCACAACCCUGACGCCAAGGACUUGAAGCAGCUAGCGCAAAAAACAGGCCUUACAAAAAGAGUGCUGCAGGUUUGGUUUCAAAAUGCCAGAGCCAAAUUCAGACGGAACCUUUUACGACAGGAAAACACGGGGGUGGACAAAGCGUUGGACGGGUCAACACUCCCAGGAGGGACCCCUUCAGGACCGGCGUCAGACAUCUCGAACGCUUCCCUCAGCCCUGCAAGAACCCCGACUACCUUAACUGACUUAACCAAUCCUACCAUGCCAACGGUGACGUCGGUCCUGACAUCAGUGCCUGGCAGUCUGGAGCUUCACGAAUCCCGCAGCCCCUCACAAACUACCCUCACGAGUCUCUUCUGAUGUCUCUUCUAUUCGCAGUUCCUAUGGAAACAAAAUAAACAAUUUGUAGUUUUAUUCCAAGUGUACUUUAGACCCUUUGUUUGACUGACUGACAGACAGCACUAAAAGAUCUGAUUUGAGAAGCGCAGCAACUCAUUUGCUCCGACAACAUGUUUACAGAGUGAUGAAGACUGAACCGAUCCUGGAUAUAAAAUUCAACACAACAUGUGUGUAACUGUGCAGUUUUGUGGGCUGAGUAAGGGAACAAUAGGUAUUUAAAAAAGAAAAAGUUGGCUCAAUUAUUGUGUAUUUUCAAAGACUGUCAUGUGCCUUAUACACUGUCUUUAUCAACAUACUUUGGAUACUUCAUAACUUUUUCAUGAUCAGAAUUGAACGCAGGAAAUUGAUUUCUUCUAAAUCUCUCCAAGCAUACCAGUAAUAUUUUGUUCUGGUUUUGAAUACCUUAAUUAAAGGCUGAUCCAAUGCAAACAGAUGAUGGAGUUUACCUGGAAAUGAAUAUCUAUCUUUCUCUAGUUUCGUGGCACAAAGUUAGGAUGGACUGAAUUUGACAUAAAGAUUGAUAAAUAGAAAUGUGUUUUUUUUUUUUUUUUUUUUUUUUUUUAGUAAUAUUGCAGUCAAGGUAACAACUGGUUGUAAAAACAGUGGUUUGAAAAGAAAUAAAAAUCAAUUGAUUAGCCAUAUUUGAAAUAUGAGGUUCUCAGAAAGGAAAGCACGUUUUUGGUAAGUGCGGAACAAUUCAAACCGUUUCCUUCCGAAACGCUGUAACAUUUUUUGAGGAUCUCUUCUUUUGAAUGUGGGCCUUGACUGUUUGUAUCUCAAUGAGGGUCUAUUUUAAUUAAAACUGCGGUACAUCUAAAUGCCUCCACCCUUUAAAUGAAUCCAGCUUGCAUUUCCUCCGUUAUCAGCUUGACUAAAUGUAAUAAAAAUACACUAGUGAAAGAUUUUGUAAGUGGCAAUGUGGCCGCAAUGUUGAGUGGUAAAUGUCUUUCAAUCUGCCAGUACUCUAGUGUUACAAUUCUUUUGUGCUAUGCAAUGCUUUAAAAUCUAUUCUUUGCUUCUUAUUAACAUUAUUUCUGAUACCACUUAUAUUGCAAUGAAAAUCAUUUGGUUGUUGUUUUUAUUUAAUUCAGUAACAAAUAUUUUAAAUACUACUAUGUAAACUGCUGCAUCCUGGCACCUUUGCAGCAAGUCACAUGGUUUAUUUACAGCUAGACCAUUGGAGUGAUUUUCAACUACAGCACAUGAUUCGGUACCAGGAAGCAGCAGCAUCUUUUCAUCUAUAUAUAAAACUAAAAGAUCUUCAAAAAAGGAAUGGGGACGUGUUUAUAUUGGUCGUGCUCAUAAGAAAAUAGAUUUUUAAAACCUUGCUGGCACUCCUACAGGGUACAAUUAAAACAAGUUACAAGUUUAGGUCCAUCACUGAUUAUCAGACAGUCCCCAUUGUGUCUCAUCGGACUGCCUGAUUCAGGUGUAUUCAGGUCCUUUCUGAACUAUUAAUGGGAGAUGAGUUGAUGCAUUGUUUGGACAGGCAAUGCCAAUUCUAAAAGGACACAUUCCUCAUUACCCUUUUAGGCCUGCAGUGUGAAACAGCCAUUACUUGAAGAGCACACAUGACAGCUUAUUUAAAGUAUUUAAGCAUCCUUUGAGAAUCACAAAAGGAAUUCAAUGGAAAUGAUAGGGUUUUCAUUUGAAAACAACCAUUUUAACAACCAUUUUACCUUGAGCAGUUUGUUCCACACAGCCAGUCCCAAUUCAUGCUGAUGUAUUUCUUCAAUAUCUUCAGUUUACACAGAUUUCAACUCUAAUGUUGACCACUAUACCUCAGUUAAAUCAAUAGCUGAAUACAUGUAUCUGCUGGAUCCCAUUCAUGGCCCUGGCGCUUCUUAAUUAUAAACAAAACGGAUCUUCUGAUUAGAUUGUUUGUAUCUUUACAACACAAAACAGAAAAAAAACUAAAUGUAAAAAUCUGACCUUUGUAACAAUUAGCCUGUAAUCUCAAUGGCUGUAGUGUAAUAUAAAUCAAAUCUAAUACAAAACCUUUUAUGAA